Molecule: messenger RNA, 528 nt
Organism: Adineta ricciae
Lineage: Eukaryota; Metazoa; Rotifera; Eurotatoria; Adinetida; Adinetidae
Source: the annotation of a GenBank genome assembly
AUGACUGGAUUUUUCCAGUCAGAAUCCGAUGCAAUUCCGUCACCAGGAAUCCUAUCGGAUUUCGUCGGAUGGUCGGAUCCAACGUCGGAUUUGUCGACCUGGGAUGGUCAUGCUAAAUCAAUGGCCAGCAUUGAAAAUACUCAGAAAACAACUAAUUGUAUGCCUUAUCUUGGCUCAGCACAUCUUCAAGAUGACGAAUAUUCGUGUGAACUUCUUGAAGAAAUUAAUGAACCUGUUCUUGAACCAGUGAAAAUAGGUGGUGGUGAAAUACAAUUACAACAGCAACAACUUUUUGCAGAUGCUAAUUUACAACUUCAAAAUGAUUUCAAACGUAAAUUACCACAACAUCUUGCGAAAGUUGAUUCGAACAAAGAACUCAAUAUUCGACAAGAACAUAUUCUUGAAUCAUCUUAUGAAUAUUUUAAUGGUGAUCUUUCCGAAGAUAAUUGCUUGAAAUCGUUAUGGAUUACGCAAAAAUGUUUAAUCGAAGCUGAUAUCAAUCUUGCACCUCUUCUUCUGAUUACCUGA